CGCCCUUUCACAUUUCUGCGGAACGUGCAGUUGCGCUGAGUAACCCCGUACUGCUAUAUUUUUCCAUACUUCCUUGGACAUUUUUCCUCGAUGUCGGGCGUUAAUUAUAGCAAAUGGGAUCACAUUGAGGUCUCUGAUGAUGAAGACGAUACGCAUCCAAAUAUAGACACGCCUAGCUUAUUUCGAUGGCGUCAUCAAGCUCGUCUAGAGAGAGAUGCUGCUUGGAAGAGGGAGAAAGAAGAAUUUGAAAAGAAUUAUAAAUCUUUCCUAAGCAAAUAUAAUGAAACACAACAGAAAUUAAAUCAAGCUAAAGAGACUGGUGCAGAGAAUCUGUCCGAAUUACAGAAAACAUUUGAACAGCUUGAAGUUGAAGCAAAAGAAUGGUCGGUCAAAGAAGCGGAAAUGAAAAAGAAAGAAAGAUUGAGACCUUUAAAUAUUGAUACUAUUUGUAGGGAAGGAAAAUCGAAAACGUGUAUUAAUUCAUCAAAAUUGAAAUAUGAAGAAGAGAAUGAGAAAAUUGAUAAUUCUGAAGAAGCAGCUGUCAAUCGGUUGAAAGAUUUUGUUAAUAAGCAUAAUAAAGAAAUACGCAAAUUUGGAUUAUUCCGUAAACCGUUGGAUUCACAAAAUUAUCUUAUUGAAAAUCCUUAUCUGGUAUGCGAAGAAACAGCAAAUCAACUUGUCAUCUGGUGUAUUGAUUUAGCAGUGGAAGAGAAAUUUGAACUCAUGGAUCAUGUAUCUCAUCAGUGUAUAGUGAUGCAAUUUAUGCUUGAAUUGGCGAAAUCACUUAAAGUUGAUCCAAGAGCGUGUAUUAGACCAUUCUUUGCCAAAUUUAUAAAUCCAGAACCAGAAUAUCAAAAAGCUUUUAAUGAUGAACUUUCAGCAUUCCGAGAGAGAAUUCGUGCACGAGCUAAAGUUCGAAUAGAAGAAGCUAUGAUGCAAUAUGAAGAGGAAGAGAAAAAGAAACGUCUUGGUCCAGGUGGUCUUGAUCCAGUUGAAGUGUUUGAAUCACUGCCAGCGAAUCUCCAAGAAUGUUUUGAGAAAAAAGAUGUUGAAUUAUUAAAAACAGUACUAUGCAGUAUGGAUCCACAACAGGCUGAAUAUCAUAUGAAACGAUGUGUGGACAGUGGUCUAUGGGUUGACAAUGCUCGUAGUGCUGGUGACAAUGAAACCGGUGGUGGUGGUGAUCCUGAAGAAAACGGUAGUGCUGAUAAUAAGGAAACAAAUCAAGCAGAAGAAGAAACAUCAGUAGAAUCAGUUGAUGAAUCCUCUUGACUGUUAUAAUCAUUUGAUUGUGUGUGUGUGUUUGUAGCUGUGUGUCUGUGAGUGUAUGUCUACUUCUCAUAGCCUCCGCUGUGUGGAUCUUGAUCUACUUCUUCAUUUCUCUGUCUCCCUCUCCGCUCUUUCUGUGUGUUGAGUUUUUUUUUUUCAAAAUUAUCUCCUUUUUAGGCAUCCAGUUCAAUAAAAAAUCUACUUCAGACUGAAUUGCUGCGCUUCACUCCGCUCCAUUUUGUAAUACACACAUACGCAUGCAUGCACGCACACACGCACGCACGGAUGUCUUUUUUUCUAAUGUGUGUUGUAUGUGUGUGUUCGUGUGCGUGCGUGCGUGCGUGCAUUCGCGUGUGCAUUGCGUCGUAUACAUACAGUGUAAUUUCUGCAAUACAUAAAUUUGCGUAUCACACACAUUACUUCACAGUUGAUCUCUUCAUUUUUUUUUAUUUUCUUGUUAUUGGAUCCGGA
Molecule: messenger RNA, 1740 nt
Organism: Trichobilharzia szidati
Lineage: Eukaryota; Metazoa; Platyhelminthes; Trematoda; Strigeidida; Schistosomatidae
Source: the annotation of a GenBank genome assembly